This is a messenger RNA of Hipposideros armiger (great roundleaf bat), 1931 nucleotides long. RefSeq names its product glycosyltransferase 8 domain containing 2 (gene GLT8D2). Gene Ontology annotation, molecular function: glycosyltransferase activity. The transcript is spliced from 10 exons. The coding region runs from base 392 to 1441 and encodes 349 amino acids. The record is from RefSeq and is a predicted model, not a curated record. NCBI's taxonomy places the organism in Eukaryota, Metazoa, Chordata, Mammalia, Chiroptera, Hipposideridae. Gene Ontology annotation, cellular component: Golgi apparatus.
GGAAGUCUGGCCCAUCCGAGCGGGCCUUGCCCAGCACAUCUGGAAGUGGUUUCAGGGACGGCCCCCCUCCGCCAGUGCAAGGCCUGCCCGGAUUCCCAGCUGCUUCCCCCAGGGGUGGAAGAAACCGGAGCUGCUCCAAAGUCAACGCAAGCAAAGGGGGAUGUGGGUGGGGGAGGAAUACUCGCUUGGAAACGUCAUAUUGGCCCUGGGCUCUCCAGCUCUUUGGAUUUUCCAAUGGGAUCUUAGAAGCAGCAACAGCAUCGUGAAGGGCAGCCGCCCGCGGCCAGCCACCAUUUGAACGCCCUGCUCUGCAGCUGUCCUGGAAGGAGGAGCCCAAAGCCUUGCCCUCACCGUUUUACCAGGUCACAGUUUUUUAUCCACGUGAACACAAAUGGCUUUGUUACGAAAAAUUAAUCAGGUGUUGCUGUUCCUUCUGAUCGUGACCCUCUGUGGGAUUCUGUAUAAGAAAGUACAUAAGGGGACUGUGCUCAAGAAUGAAGCAGAUGAUGACUCCGAGACUCCCGAGGAACUGGAAGAUGAGAUUCCUGUGGUGAUUUGUGCAGCAGCCGGCAGAAUGGGCGCCGCCAUGGCUGCCAUCAACAGCAUCUACAGCAACACUGACGCCAACAUUUUGUUCUACAUAGUUGGGCUCCGGAACACUGUAUCUCGAAUACGAAAAUGGAUCGAACAUUCUAAACUGAGAGAAAUAAAUUUUAAAGUUGUGGAAUUCAACCCUGUGGUCCUCAAAGGGAAGAUCAGACCAGACGCAUCGAGGCCCGAAUUGCUCCAGCCUCUGAACUUCGUUCGAUUUUAUCUCCCUCUGCUUAUCCACCAGCAUGAGAAAGUCAUCUAUUUGGAUGAUGAUGUAAUUGUACAAGGUGAUAUCCAAGAACUGUAUGAAACCACCUUGGCCCUGGGCCAUGCGGCUGCGUUUUCAGAUGACUGCGAUUUGCCCUUGUCUCAGGACACAAACAGGCUUGUGGGGCUGCAGAAUACAUACAUGGGUUAUCUGGACUACCGGAAAAAGACUAUCAAAGACCUCGGCAUAAGCCCCAGCACUUGCUCAUUCAAUCCUGGUGUGAUUGUUGCCAACAUCACGGAAUGGAAGCACCAGCGUAUCACCAAACAACUGGAGAAAUGGAUGCAAAAAAAUGUGGAGGAAAAUCUCUACAGCAGCUCCCUGGGAGGAGGUGUGGCCACCUCCCCAAUGCUGAUUGUGUUUCAUGGGAAAUACUCCACAAUCAAUCCCCUGUGGCACAUAAGGCACCUGGGCUGGAAUCCAGAUACCAGAUAUUCGGAGCAUUUUCUGCAAGAAGCAAAAUUACUGCACUGGAAUGGAAGACACAAACCUUGGGACUUCCCCAGUGUUCACAAUGACUUAUGGGAAAGCUGGUUUGUUCCUGACCCUGCAGGGAUCUUUAAACUCAAUCACAAUAGCUGAUACAACUUGACAUUUUAAAUAUUUUCUGUAUAAAAAUGUGGACUCGUCCAUUUGUAGCCUACUAUAACACCAUUCUUUAUGAACAGUAUCAUUGAUACAUAUGAUCCACAAUAUAAAAAACAAAAGUUACUGUGUGCAUAUGGUACCUUGGAUCACGCAGGUAUCGACUGACUGCCUUAAGCACAAUGGUAAUUAUGGAAAUCAGGAUUAUGUGAGUGAAAUACGUUGUUGGAAAGAACAAACCCAUCUGGGUUUCGGCAAUCCAUUUGCUUAACUCAAUGACAAUUAUAUCUAAAAACGUUUUAAAUAUCUAAAUGUAUUUUUCAUAUGUAGGUAUUUUUUAACAGGUUGACAAUCUUUUGUAUUACAUUUAAAACAUGUCUGAAAAAAUAAAAAUCAUAGAUUUUUAAUGAUUUUCAUUAUAUAUAUAUAUAUAUAUAUAUAUAUAUAUAUAUAUAUAUACAUUCUACAUGAUAAAUAUAAUAGAAGG